Aedes aegypti (yellow fever mosquito) is the source of this 1584-nucleotide messenger RNA. RefSeq lists its product as uncharacterized. The transcript has 4 exons. The record is from RefSeq and is a predicted model, not a curated record. Bases 186 to 1523 code for a protein of 445 amino acids. NCBI's taxonomy places the organism in Eukaryota, Metazoa, Arthropoda, Insecta, Diptera, Culicidae.
GUUAUAUCGUUUUGGUCUCGUUUUUUGUUCCUUCUUGGUCUCUUUUUUCAAGCAUGUGCAUACUCGGGAGCUACCAACCCUGCACUCACUCGUUACCAGCCCUGCAUUCAAGUAAGCCAUGCUUUCUCACCAUUUCUGUCAGUGAAAAUCAAUAAACAACCUGACCGAUCACAAUCUCUAUAAAAAUGGCUUCCGUUGCUUCCCUGAAUCCCAUUUCGGCUACCGGAAGGCAAACGCCUGCACGGAAAAUUUCGUCUCCCUAUCGACCGACUCCCAUCAAGAGUCGAUACACCAAAUCGCCAAACAAAGUGUCCCGCAACAAUACUUUCAUCGCGACGAGCCGUAGAAUGGUGGAGAACGGAGGGGAUGGUCUUUGCUUGUCGAUCGAUGAUGAUCACUUCCAAGGGAAGAUUAAAUGUUCCAGCGCAGGUGCCGUUGAGGGCUUAAAACAGGAUCACGUCCAAGAAGGUUCCAACAUUGUGGAGAUUUUCAAAGGGGAUACGAUCAAGUUCUCAGGAUCAGAAGAAGAUCGUCAACUCCCCGCCAAAGAAAUCGAUUCGUCAACCGCUGUUGAGCAGCCUGCUAUUGUUGAAGACAGUCCCAAAAAACCUAGCGCGAUCCCCGUGAAAACCGAAGCAUUUAUAGGUCGUCCAAUUCGUUCCCAGCGUAGCAUUAUCAGUGGAAGUGACUCAAAAACGAUCAAGUUCCUGCUGAAAUUGACGACCAAGAGCUACUUCGAGACGCUCAAGUACGAAAUCGAUCGCAUCAAGGAAAACGAUCGAAAGAUUCAGGAUCAAGCCAGUUCAAAUGCACAAUCAAUCAUGGCAUUGAUCAGCAAAGGCGUUGACUUCGAUCGCAAGAUGGAGGAUCUGCGCGCGCAAAACGUGAAAUUGUUGUUAGAAACCAGGGAAAAGGAUCGGGUUCAGCUGGAUACAGUCAACGCGAUCACGAGCGAGUUAAACGAGCUUAAAUCAGUUUGUAAUCUACUUUUGAAGAACAUCGAAAAGGAUCGUGAGUUAGAUCUUCUAGCCAGAAAGCUUCACAAAUCCAAACGGUUCGAUUCAAACACGUACAAAAUGCUCAGAUCCCAGCUGAGAAAACCUUUGGAACGAAACGUAUCAAAAAGAACGCUUCCCAAGUUAGUAUCGAAGCAAUCAAUAACUUCCUUGCCGUCGCGAUCACGUAGCGAAAUGGCCAUAAAGAGGCAGAAAUCAAAGGCAUCCCGAUGGUCGUCGGUGAAACAGAAGAGCGACUGGUCAUCGGUGUCGAGUAUGUCCUCGGUGGAAACUGGUUCCGAUAUGCUGACAGACAUUGAAAUAGCUUCGGACCCGAAAACUCGCAGUUCCAGAACUUCGCAAAAAAAAUUGAACUCUCCAGCGCGGGAAGUGAUAUCUGAUUCUGUUCAAGAUUCAUCCGCCAAGCGACAAGCAAGAACAAAGAAGCGAAAAGGGUUUUUGAAGAUCUUUUGUUGUGGAAGCGGGUCAAGAGUUUCGAAGCAUGUUGCUGAUUUGAAGGAUUCCUGAAACCUAAAAUCUGUAUUUAAAACUGUAUUUUUCCAAAAUAUACAAUUAUAAUCUCAUUAAA